Fusarium fujikuroi IMI 58289 is the source of this 1431-nucleotide messenger RNA. RefSeq lists its product as uncharacterized. The transcript has a single exon. Lineage: Eukaryota; Fungi; Ascomycota; Sordariomycetes; Hypocreales; Nectriaceae. The coding region runs from base 1 to 1431 and encodes 476 amino acids. The record is from RefSeq and is a predicted model, not a curated record. Gene Ontology annotation, molecular function: protein binding.
AUGCCUCGCCUCAAACGGGAAUAUACCUUCUCAAACACACCGAUCCAGCGUCUCUUAAACCUCUUUCGUUCCAGCAGAGGCCCUUAUCGCAUUCCAGAUUUUAAAGAAGAGAGUUGUUCUGUUCAGACACCCCUACCUGACAGAGGUCUUAUUUCAGCACCUCCCGAGAUUAAAAACCAAGGGGUUAGACUACUACAACUGCCACCAGAGUUGAUAGUCCUUGUGAUGCUAUUUCUCCCACACAGCUCUCUCUAUAUGGUCCGCCAAACCUGCAGCGCCUUACGCAACUUGGCAGACGAUUUCAAGUUCCAGGCUUUCCAGACUGACAUUCUUCGGAGUGGCGAAGAGCAUUCAUGUAUCACUGAAGCUCAGUUCGGUGAACUUAGAGGGAUUCAACGGAUACUGCUACGAAGAUCCCUUUGUACUCCCUGUGGCCGCCUCUUCGACUCAGGGGCACUGGAGAGUAGAUUAAAGGACCUGUGGCUGCCGCGCCACUGUACUGGAUGUCGUCAAGAGCAUCCAACACUUCUAUUUCCUCAGGGCCAGCGACCGACCUAUAAGUGCGUUGGAUUACUGGGCAAACUUGCUGUUUGCAAGCACCUCAGCAUUUCCGGCAAGGUCAAGCCGUACAUCGGAAGGAAGACAACGGUCAACUGUACCGAUCCGGAACAUGUUAUUAUCGGCAGAAAGAAGUCUGGAGAUCUGCCGGCCUUCCAGAAAUACCGUGCAGGUAUUUCCGUCGACUCCAAGUACUGUAGGGAUACAUCAGAAGUGUUCAGAACAUUCCCCUUGGCAAAACUCAACCCUCAACAAUUCCCCGAGUUAGAAGCUUUGAAAAGUCAUCUGAUGAAGUAUAUAAGGCAGUUGGAGCCGGGCAGUCUUUGCCUCCAUGCUUCGAAUCAACUCGAUUCCAUCAUUUCAUGCCUCGUUUCGGAUGAUUGCCCUCUCUCGAAGUACCCCAACAACCCCCAUAAGCUGCCUGUGUGUCAUGCACACGAUUUAAAGUACCAGACGAGACUCGAGUGCCCCGGACACCAAUACCGUUGUCGCUACUGUGACACACAAUACCUCUGGGUUCUUGAGGGAGAUUAUGUUGCACUCCAAGUCCAAAUGAGAAUACGCAGUGUUAGUGCGGAUAGCAUGGAUUGGCUUUCGAACCUCACUUUUGACAGUGAGGAUCAUCCCAUUUUCAAUAGCUAUACUGAAGGGAUACUAUGGUGCAGUGAUCCUUCUUGUGGUACGAAUUGUGGCUAUCGCUGGCUGAAGAUGGUGGAAAUCUUCAAGAGAUCUACACUUAAUUGGGGUCAUCUGAGCGUGAAUCUUUUCGAUCGGGAACCUGAAUUUAUGGUCAGAUUCCCUUUGAGCUUGGAAUACCAGACGUUUGAGACCUCAUCUUGGGAACAUGGACUCACGCGCCUGGACUAUCUUUGA